AUGGCUACUCCAACCACUCUCUUCCCUCUCUUCUUCCUUCUCACGUUUUGCUUCGCAGCAACCAUUAACUCUGAGGAAGAUUGUGUGUACACGGUGUACGUUAGAACCGGGUCAAUAAUCAAAGGCGGAACGGACUCAAUCAUCGGGCUCAAGCUAUACGACGCAUCCGGUUACGGAAUAUAUAUCAAGGAUCUUGAAGCAUGGGGCGGGUUAAUGGGUUCGGGUUACAACUACUUUGAGCGGGGCAACCUUGAUAUAUUCAGUGGCAAGGGUCCUUGUUUGGACGGACCCGUUUGUGCUAUCAACGUGACUUCGGACGGGUCGGGUCCUCAUCACGGGUGGUAUGUUAAUUAUAUUGAGGUUACUUCAACUGGGGUGCAUACGCCUUGCGCUCAGGAACAGUUUACGGUGGAACAGUGGCUGGCGACGGAUACGUCGCCGUAUGAGCUUUCGGCUGUUAGGAAUUACUGUAAGCAUGAUUUGGGUCAGGCCCGAACUGAAUUAAAGAUCGUUGAAGCUGUAAGAUCCGGGUCUGGGUCUGGGUCUGUGCCUGAUUACUCUAUUUUGGGCUCUACGGCCCGGGCCUAG
Messenger RNA from Vicia faba (fava bean), 588 nucleotides. Lineage: Eukaryota; Viridiplantae; Streptophyta; Magnoliopsida; Fabales; Fabaceae. The record is from the annotation of a GenBank genome assembly.